GCGGCGGCGGCAUCCACGGGCGCUCCGGUUUCGGUUGUAGUCAUCCGAUCGCACGCACGUUCGCGUCACGUCGCGCCGUCGAUUGCGUUGCAUACAUAUACCUGCCCGAGUGUCAUCUAUUUGGUUACGUUUCGCGCGCGUAUCGCGCCACUCGUCGGCCGACACCCCGCGCGUGUCUGUCUCCGUCUCUCUUAACCUUCCGUCUCUUUUAUCGCUUAUCCCGCGCCUGAUCACGCGACCACGACAUUGGACCAUUUCCGAUCGUUGACCAUGGCCCCGGCCGUCGACUAUUACGAUGGUUUUCACACCUUUUCCUGGCUCGCGGAUUUCAUAGGAUUACCGAUCGACCAGGUAAAUUUUGUCUUGACGCAAUUCACAGCGCUCAUACUAGCCGGACUAUUAAGAACAUCUCUGAGCUCCAUCGCCACUACUCCAGCUGCCAGACAUGUCUACGGUCUCACUAUUGGCCUUGCUCUUGGAUAUUUCUGCUUUGGCAGGCAGGCGAUCCAUCUCACUGGUCUUCCUGCGCUAUGUUACAUAGCGAUGCGCACACAAAAUCCCCGCAAUAUGCAGAGGGUCGUCCUCGCAAUAGCGUUGAUCUACUUAUCGUGCAUUCACUGUCACCGGCAGAUCUACGAUUACGGAUCGUAUACGCUCGACAUCACCGGUCCCCUCAUGGUCAUAACGCAGAAAGUAACUAGUCUAGCCUUCAGCAUUCACGACGGGCUUACGCGACGCGAAGAGGAGCUGACACCGAUGCAGCGUCAUCAGGCUGUACAAAAGAUGCCGACCGCUUUGGAAUACUUCAGCUAUGUCUUUCACUUCCAAGCUCUCAUGGCUGGUCCAGUGAUAUUUUACCGCGACUACAUCGAUUUUAUACACGGACGUCACAUGCCCGGCGCAACAUCUCUGGCCGGCUUCUACGACAAAAAGAGUGAAGUGUCCGAGAUCGUGUUGGAGCCAUCUCCGACAUUAGUCGUCGUGAAGAAGAUAACGGCAAGUUUAGUAUGCGCCGUUGUAUUCAUCACGUUCAUUCCGGCCUUCCCGAUACAACGGGUCAAAGAGGACGAAUUUCUGGAAAACACAACUGCCGUUUACAAAGUAUGGUAUUUAAUGGUAGCCACUAUGCUGGUACGUUUUAAGUAUUAUUACGCUUGGAUAUUCGCCGAUGCCAUAUGCAACAAUUCCGGCUUCGGGUUCAACGGUUUCGACGAGCGCGGCAAUGCGCGCUGGGACGCGGCGUCCAACGUCGACGUUUAUCAGUUCGAGACGUCGCUCAAUUUUAAGACCAGCAUCGAGCACUGGAACAAGCGCACAAAUCUAUGGCUGCGAUUAGUGAUGUACGAGCGCACCAGUCGCAAUAAAGUAUUGUAUACGUAUUUCCUCUCCGCUCUCUGGCACGGUUUCUACCCCGGUUAUUACCUCACGUUCGCCAGCGGAGCGUUCUUCACUGUUGCGGCGCGUAUGAUUCGUCGUUACAUUCGGCCGUUGUUCCUGGAGUCUGAGCGGAAGAAAACCUUCUACGACGUAUUAACAUUCAUCGCUACGAGAGUUGUAAUGGCCUACGCGACGUUCAGCUUCGUACUGUUGGAGUUCGUGCCAAGCAUCAAUAUGUACCUGUAUUUGUACCUGUUCCCGCAUUUAUUGGGUUUGAUCGCGAUGAUUAUUCUACCCCGUCUAGGACUGUUACAAAAAACGCACAAGCUGGCUGCGAAGGCUGAGAUCGACCACUCCGCAGCGGCCAGCAAUGGAAACGCGCACAAAACGAUGUAGUCUGCGGCGCGACGUUACCGCGACUUACGAAAGACAAAUAUUUUUUAUGGACGUUUUUAAUAUAUAUAUUAUAUAUAUAUACAUAUUAUAUAUAUAUACAUAUUAUAUAUACUUAUAUAAAUGUAUAAAUGUACCUAUAUAACGAUAUUUCUUGUUACAACGCAUUACAGAUGUGAAAGUUUAUCAACAACGUACGGCGCGUGUUCGUGUAGAACAUUAUUAUCGAAACCGAUGUAUCAUUUUUAUAUGACAGAUGACACAAAUUUUAUAAUUCGCCUAAAUAUAUGGCCGUUUUAUCUACGUCGCAGCUCUGUCAAACCUUGGUCGGCUCUCCUCUCCAUAUUCAAUCGGUGCAUCCUGCAUGUUGACCGAACGAAAAGGAUAAAGUCGAGGUUUCGAUAGAGUGAGUGACGCGACGAAGUUGAGGAGAUAACAAUAUUGUAAUAUUAAAACUGUUAAUUUCCAUAAAGAGAUAUGAAAGUGAA
Molecule: messenger RNA, 2258 nt
Organism: Dinoponera quadriceps
Lineage: Eukaryota; Metazoa; Arthropoda; Insecta; Hymenoptera; Formicidae
Gene: oys
Product: lysophospholipid acyltransferase 2
Exons: 11
Coding region: 271-1773 (500 amino acids)
Biological process (GO): lipid modification
Cellular component (GO): membrane
Molecular function (GO): acyltransferase activity
Source: RefSeq, a predicted model, not a curated record